AUAAGGCAUCAUUCAUCGACUUUGUUGCUAUGGCAGUGUAAACAAGAUGGAGGACGACAGGGGUGCAAGCUUUCCGAGUGAAAUCGGGGACGAGUUUCGCACUUUUGAGGACUAUUUGGAUACUCAAAUUAAACCUUUGGAUCUAUAUUACCUUCAGGAUCAGGAAGUGGCCCGCCAGCUGGUGGAGCUGGGCCACAAGGGUAGCAGUUUGGAGAGGGAGGAAUUUGAGACAAUGAAAGCAGCUGCCGUGGCCUCCAGGCUUGCUUCGAAGAGCCAACAGAAGAAGCUGGCAAAUGCAGGAAAGGAACUCAAAGAUAACUUCCUGAGAGCCAUGGCAGAGCGGGAGGAGGCAAACCGCAGCGGGGAAAUGAAUUCCAUCAUUUUCAUAAGGGACAGAAAUUCUCAUGGACAUGAAAUAUCUGGCUACAUAGACUACUCCCACCGACUAAAAACCGAAGACUUUGAACCAUAUUUUAGCGGAAAGAAAAGACUUUUGCCAAGACCAACUGACUUGAGGCAUCACCUGGUGACAGCUCUGUCCGAAUUCCUGUCCAGUCUGACCUAUAUGUACAUGUUGUCUUUUAUGACCACAUCCUCAGAAAACCCUGAAGCAGUUCCUGUUCACCACUCUACAAUUAAAUAUGUAUUAAAAAGCACUUGAAGUCUCUAAUUUCAUCUACAUAAAAACUGUUUUAGUCUUACAUCCUUAUGCCUUCAUGUUGCGCACACAUCUGGAUAUGUUGAUGAGACUUGGGUUUUUAUAUUUACGACCCACAAAACAGAGUAAAGUUUUGUAUUGAUACAGUUGUGAUAUUAUUAUUUACUGGAGCAUUUAAUAAUGUUGUAGUUGCAUCUACUGCAACCAAAGAACACGCCAUGUGCACGCCAUUCUUUUAACUCUCAGAAACGUCUGA
Messenger RNA from Triplophysa dalaica, 914 nucleotides. RefSeq names its product cilia and flagella associated protein 299 (gene cfap299). The transcript is spliced from 5 exons. The record is from RefSeq and is a predicted model, not a curated record. NCBI's taxonomy places the organism in Eukaryota, Metazoa, Chordata, Actinopteri, Cypriniformes, Nemacheilidae. Bases 47 to 661 code for a protein of 204 amino acids.